GGCCAGUUAAAAGACCGGUUAUAAAUUGCUGAAUAAGCCACGUGCUUAUUUGGGAAGGGUAGCGGAGCGUGUUACUUUGUGGAAACGUUCGGUUGCAUCUGACUGAUUCUGCCCAAGACCACGAAGAAAAAAGCACCCAGGUAGGCUACUGCUGGACAGGUGAGACUAGACCAUGGCUCCUCUGACACCUCCUCCCCUGUUGUGGUUAUGGCUGACCCCUGUCGAUCCCGCUGGGUAGCUGGGAAAGAUGCUCUAUCACCAAUGACCUAUCUCAUCCAGCAGCCCAACCAGGAGACUGACAGGACAGGAUGGACUAACAUACUCUUUAGCCCUUCUCAGCUCUUACAACAACUACCUCCCCAACUCCAGAUCAUUACACUACACCACUCUGUUACUGUGCUGUUCUGUUUGUAUCCUUCACAUUGCCACCAGGACAGUGCAGCUAGGCUUUAGGCUGGACUGUCUGUCAGCAUGCACAGGGCCAAGGGAGGGCCUGGCCCCCCACACUUCCAGGACAUCUAUGAAUUCUCCCUGGAUGGUGAUGAGACCACAACCCAGAUCUUUCUGCGGGGCCCGGGGAAAGCCAUGGGGGGCCCGGGAAUGCCCCUGUCCCCUCACUACAAGUACAUCCAGACUGAGCACCAGCAGGGGGGUCUCUUCUCCCUCGGGCCCCCUACCCAUGGAGAGGCCCUCGCGGCCCCCCAGGGAAAAAAGAGGAGGCGGUGCGGCGUGUGUGGCCCCUGUAUGCAGAAGGAGAACUGUGGCACCUGCAGCAACUGUAUGAACCGUAAGAUUGGGAAGCAGAUCUGUAAGCUGCGUAAAUGUGACCAGCUGAAGAUGAAGGGACAGAAGGACUUGGAGACUGUUUCGGACGCUCGUUCAGUGGAUGGCCCCAGAAGAGGAGGCCAGAUGGAAACUGGGACACAUGACCGCCUCGAGGAAGGCGGUUUGCCUAGCCUGGAACCGACCAAUGGGGUGAGCCGGCAUCCCAGGGACACCCAUGAGGAGGGUGGAGCUGGCCUGGAGCCCCAGAGGGAGCCCCAGCGGUCAAGGAGUGUUUCCCCAGGACAGGACACCCAACCCCAUCAGCAGCAGCACUGCAAUGGCUGGAGCAGUAGUGGUAGGACUCCUGGGAAGCCUGUCCAUGAGGCAGACAUGGAGGUUGCACGCAACCUGGUAGCCUUCUCAGCCAGCGUGAGUGUUGGCUCCCUGCCCCCCUCAGGUCACCUUGAGCCCCAGUCCCACGCCAUCCAGCUGUAUGAGAAGUUCAACCAGGAGAUGGGCACUGGCGAGGGGGCCGCGGCUCAAGACAGACUCCAAGCCCCAGAAGGGGAAAACCAGGCUAGCCCCCCAGAGGACCUGAACACCCUGCAGAAUGCCCUGAGCCAGGCGCGCCACGGCCACAAGCCCCCCAACUGUGACUGUGAUGGGCCAGACUGCCCGGACUACCUGGAGUGGCUGGAGAAGAGGAUCAAACAGACAUGGGCAGGGGAGGAGCGGGACAACAACACGCCCUGCUCCAAGAUGACCACUGACACACCGCCUCAUCAACAGCCCCCCCACCCCCAACCCCAUGUCAAUGGAGGUAACCCUCCCUCCGGUCCACCACUACACCCACAUCAACAGGGCCAACACCCAGCCCCUAUCCCCUGCUCCCCUCAGGUCCUCUUCAUCGCCAAGGAGAAGAACGUCAGUCUGCAGACGGCUAUUGCCAUCGAGGCCCUGACCCAGCUGUCUGCCACUGUCCCCCAGACCGUGGUCCCUCCUGCCCAGGCCUCCUCCACCAACCAACCUCAACACCCCCCUCUACACCUCCAGUACGGCACCCGCCUGAACCCCUCCUCUUCCAAACCCAUCUCCUCUUUGUCCUCCUCGCGUUCACAAUCCGUCCCUCCUGGACUAUACCCCCAGCCCCAGCAGAGCCCUGUGUUGCAGGAGCAGCAGCACAGACCCCAGUUCCAUGGUCAUCCGGCCCACGCCUCCAAUCUCCCGUCCUCCACUUCACCCUUCCCCCGGCAGCCCCAGGCAGGCAGCCUCCUGCCUCGCCACCAGCAGUGGCAGCAGGGCCCUGGGGGAUCCCAAGAGCAGAGGAACCAGUGGAUGAACUCAGAUUCCCAGCAGCCUCGCUUCGCCCCUCCAUCCGGUGGCCACAGCACUGGCGACCCCAUGUCUGAGCUCAAACAGCUACUGGGGGACUCCAGCGGAAAGUACAUAAGCGGCCCCUUCAAGUUGCCCGUCCCACACCACCACAUCAAGCAGGAACCAGGGAUGCCUCGGGUCAAGCAGGAGGUAGACUCCGGGGAGUACCAGAGCUCUGCCUGCUCCUCCAUGGGGGGCUGCUACAGCUUGAUGAAUGGCCAGCAACAGCCUAGGUACCCUGGUCCUCCUCUCUCCCCGGGCAGCGCAGCCAUCCGCCACUCCACCCAGACAGCUCUGCAGCAGCACCUUCACCACAAGAGGAACCUCUUCUCCAACUCUCCCGGCCUCCCAGGCCUCUGCCCACUGCGUCCUGCCAAGGCCUGCCAGAACCUCCGCAAGUGGUGGCCCCAACAGAUGGGCCCAGAGGGCCACCCCGUCACCGUGGCCAUCAAGCAGGAGACCAAGAGGAGGAAGAGCACAGCGGGGACAUCUCCGCUCCUCAAGCAGCACGCAGGGGGUGGGAUGCUGCUCCAGCCAGGCCCCAAACCCAAGACUAUAGUCAUCAAGAAGACCAAGCAGAAGGUCUCCCUGCCAACCUUCCUGCCUCACAGACAGAUCUCCAUACAGAAACCGUCUCCCCUCACCAUUACCGGAGCCCUGCCUCUGGCCAGCGCCCACCCAGGUUCUCUCCCUCUCCCUACCUUCCCCCUCCUCAGUAACCCCACUCAGGCUGCCGCAGGCCUCCCUGCCCCAGCCCAAUCUCAGGUAUCCAUUUUAAACUCUUCUAUUGCACCCUCUGUCGCUGCUUCUGCCUUGUCUGUAAACACUCCAGACGUCUCAACCCCUCAGCCUCUCCCUGUAGCCCUGGACAUCCCAGCAAGCUCAGCGGAGGCCAGCGCCACACAGACCUCCACCACCUCUCAGUCCAUACCAGGCCUCAGUUCCCUGGACCCCAAGUUCGAGGAGCUGAUCUGCCAGUUUGAGGCAGAGUUCGGGGACAGUUCAUCCUUGGCCCCAGAGCCCUGCCCUUCACAGAUCCAGAGCCAGCUCCAGGACCAAGCCCCCUCAGCCUCAGCUCAGCCCGUGGAGACAGAGUCUCAGCCCAAAGUUAACUCAGGACAAGCCUGGCCCCCAUCACCAUCCAGCGCUACCAUCACUCAGUCCUCCAGCGCUGCUCCAUUAGCUCCUACCACAGCCCCACCUGCAGACAAGGAGGAGUCAGGGAGUAUGAGUAAAGUAGCCUCCAACACACAGCCCUUCACUAAGAGCCCCAUGGAGGAGCAGCGGGAGGCAACCAAGCUGCCUCUCUCCCCGUCCCAGCUGCCCAAACGCAUGAAGAUUGAGACCAAUGGGAACGUAGCUGUCCUCUCCACCACUGGAUUAUUCUCUGAUGGGGGCGAGGACGACACCCCCACUAAAGAUGGAUUCCCCCUUAACCCCUCCCUGAAAGGCUUCCUUGAGUCUCCACUACGCUACCUGGACACGCCCACUAAGAGCCUGCUAGACAUGCCCGUCAAGGACCUCCAGGCUGAGUUCCCCACCUGCAACUGUGUCGAGCAAGUCCUGGAGAAGGAUGAGGGUCCGUACUACAAUCACCUGGGCUCCGGGCCCACUGUGGCCUCCAUACGAGAGCUGAUGGAGACCAGGUAUGGAGAGAAGGGAGAUGCUAUCCGUAUUGAGAAGGUGGUCUAUACCGGCCGGGAAGGCAAGAGCUCUCAGGGAUGUCCCAUUGCCAAGUGGGUGAUUCGUCGGGGCAGUGAGACAGAGAAGUUGCUGUGUCUGGUGCGUCCCCGGCCAGGUCACCACUGUCCCAACGCUGUCAUCAUCAUCCUUAUCAUGGCGUGGGAGGGCGUGCCACGGGCGCUAGGCGACAAGCUCUACCGAGAGCUCUCCGCCACCAUCACCAAGUUCGGCAACCCCACCAGCCGCCGUUGUGGACUCAACGACGAUCGUACGUGUGCGUGCCAAGGAAAGGACCCUGACAGUUGUGGAGCUUCCUUCUCCUUCGGCUGCUCCUGGAGCAUGUACUUUAACGGCUGCAAGUACGCCCGCAGCAAAACACCCCGCAAGUUCAGACUGGCAGGAGACCACCCCCAAGAGGAGGAUCAACUCAGGGAUAACUUCCAGGAUCUGGCCACUGAGUUGGCUCCCCUGUACAAGCAGCUGGCCCCACAGGCAUAUAAUAACCAGUGUCAGAAUGAGGUGACGGCUCCAGACUGCAGGUUGGGUCUGAAGGAGGGCCGGCCCUUCUCUGGUGUCACCGCCUGCAUGGAUUUCUGUGCCCAUGCUCACAAGGACCAGCACAACCUCUACAACGGCUGCACUGUGGUGUGCACUCUGACUAAAGAGGACAACCGUACAGUGGGGGAGAUCCCAGAGGACGAGCAGCUCCAUGUACUUCCCCUCUACAAGGCCGCCCUCACAGACGAGUUUGGCAGCGAGGAGGGUCAGCGGCAAAAGAUGCGCACUGGCGCCAUUCAGGUGCUUAGCAACUUCCGCCGUGAGGUCCGCAAGCUGCCUGAGCCUGCCAAGUCCUGCCGCCAGCGCCGCCUGGACGCUAAGAACCGCGCCUCGGAGAAGAAGAAGGCCAAGCAGCAGCUGCCAACGCCCACGGAGACGCCGGAUAAGACGGUGAUCAAGACGGAGGUCCGGCACGCUGGCUCCCCUGUCAGACAGCAUGGCAAUAAAGUGAUCCCUAAGCAGGAGGUGAAGCCCACCAUAAAGAAGGAGGCAGUGGACCAGUGCCAAUACCCCUACCACGUCUACCCCUCCCACCCUGGCUACUACACACGGGGAGGCCCCCCUUCCAAUGGCCAGCCCCCUGCACUUCCACCUCCACCUCCACCAGGUCCUGUCAAUGGCUACCACCCCAAUCUACCCUCAGCACUGCCUUACGGCUAUUACAACUAUCCCCCCAACCCUAACACACUUUUCCCCCGUGAGCUCACUUACGAGGGCCGUAACAGCUCCUGGCAUCACGCAGGGCACAAUGCUUCCCCCGGCCCUGUGGACAAGAAGCCAGACAUUCAGAGCCUCCAGGCCAAGCUGGCACACUCCUACUCAGGCCCAGGCCUCCCUGAGCAGCAGCAUGGAGACCCAGCCAACCAACACCAAUGCAACGAUUACCCACACCCCCACCAGCCUGACUACAACCAAUCACGUCCCUCCUCAGUCUCCUCAGAGCCCUCCCACAGAGGGACCCCUGUCAUCAAGCAGGAGCCCAUGGAUGUGCCAGUGUGUGAGGGGGGCAAUACCCAGAGCUGUCCCGACACUCCCAUCCCCACCCCACAGCCUGCAGGGCCCUGGUCCGGGCACAAGCCCAACGGGAGUAUGGUACCAGGCAGCUGGGAAGGCAACCCCCAACCACCAUGCCCCCCGGAGGCUCCCUUCACGUCAGACAAGCAGCAGGUCCACCAGCAGGGACCUCACCAGACUUCCCAAUCUCCAUACUCCCAACAGCAGCAUCAGUAUCCCCCACAACAGCCCUCCCCAUACCCCCAGCAAUGGAACUCUUACCCUGGCCCCAACACCCCCAAGGCCUCCCCUGUUCCCUCCCCGUCACCCUCUCCUUCCCCACACCCCGGCACCCCCCGCCACUGGGACAGCCCUGCUCCCAGCCCUCAGCCUAAGGCUUGGCCCAUGGACAUGGUUCCUGCUGGGUACUGCCCUAGCCCUGCCAGAGGCUUCCCCGACAAGAUAUGCUCCAAAGCGGGCGAGAGUCGGGGCUCGACCCCUCUAGGUCUCCAGGAGAAGGCCUGGAAGUCUUUUGGAGGAUCCAUGGCAGGUACACAGUCUCCAACCCCAGAGGCCUGCUGGGACCCUAACCGGGCUGAGACCCCGAGCGACGUCGAGAGCCAGAGAGGUCGCGACCUGGACGAGGAAGAGCAGUGGUCGGACAGCGAGCAUAACUUCCUGGACCCCAGCAUCGGAGGGGUGGCGGUGGCACCCGCCCACGGUUCCAUCCUGAUCGAGUGUGCCCGGCGUGAGCUGCACGCCACCACGCCACUCAAGAGGCCCGACCGCUCUCACCCCACCCGCAUCUCCCUGGUGUUCUACCAGCACAAGAACAUGAACCAGCCGUGCCAUGGCCAGUGGCUCUGGGAGGCCAAGAUGAAGAUGCUGGCGGAGCGGGCUAGAGAGAGGCAGCAGGAGGCAGCACUACUGGGGCUGCCCUACGAGGACAUCAAACCUGGGAAGAAACGCAAGUUGGGGGCCACGGCAGGAGGGGCCAGCCCAGGUCCUGGCCAGACCACGGAGGGGCCAGUGAUGGGGAUGGCGACGCGGUUGGCCUCCACCCACCACACCACCUCCACGGUCACUGUGUCCCCCUAUGCCUUUACCACCCUCACUGGGCCCUACAGCCACUUUGUGUGAUGAUGAACAGACAGACGGACACACAGGCUGGUGGAGGGAGAGCGGGCUGAGCAGACAACCCCUCCUUUAGUCCUGUGUAUCUCCAUCCUCCUCCUGCUCUGUUUUCUCACUCUGGUGCUCUGGGCUGGAAGGAGGGGGACUACUGGUUUCCUCGUUUUGUUUUGUUUGUUUUUUUACCUCAUGUCAGGCAGCAGUAUGGGCCCGACCCUGGACCAGACAGACACACUGCCUGUGGUGCUCUUUCUCUCUCCUCUGCGGGAGGGACUCCAUUGCUUCUCCUUCUUCAUAGAAUUUUAAUGAUCCUCCUAAUUAUUACUAUUAUUAUCAAUAUUAUUACGAUUGUUAUUGUUACUGUCAAUGUUGUUAUUACAGGUAUUAUUAUUAUUAUUAUUAUGAAGAUGCUGAUUUGAUUUGUUUGUUUAUUGAUGUGGUUGUUUUUUCAUGUUGUUAUUAAUUAUUAUUUUGUUUAUGUUGUGUUUUUUUUACCGAGGGGUCUGUCUUGCUUUUUUCCCAUAUUUCUGUAAAUCUGCCCUUUUCUUUUUUUCCCCUUUGGCUUUUGAAAUGUUUGUAACUGUACUUGGAGAAAGGCCGUUCUCAGCACUGCAAGGCUCUUCAAGACUGUCUUUCCAACAAGCAUGACAUAAACGUUUUACAUUUAGUCUUGACCAAAAGAGGGAAGAGAAACCCACAGAAACUUCUCUGAACCAUCCCACAUAGCCUUUUUUAAACCAACUCCUGUCCCGUCUGCCUUGCUGUGAAGAGAAGGGUUCUUCUCUCUCCAUUUUUACUCUCCCCCCACCGAUCCGCCUCACUCUACUGCUGUGGUGCUUCAUUGAUCUUUAUCCCUUUUACAGAGAUCAUAUCAGUCUCUCCAUUCAUCUCUUCUUCAUGGCACUAGAUGCUGAUAAUAAGGCUGCUCUUAUAGCAUAGAUGUAGAGUGAGAACAAAAGGCACUAGAUGCUGAUAAUAAGGCUGCUCUUAUAGCAUAUAUGUAGAGUGAGAACAACUGGCACUAGAUGCUGAUAAUAAUGCUGCUCUUAUAGCAUAGAUGUAGAGUGAGAACAACAGGCUCUAGAUGCUGAAUAUAAGGGUGCUCUUAUAGCAUAGAUGUAGAGUGAGAACAACAGGCACUAGAUGCUGAAUAUAAGGGUGCUCUUAUAGCAUAGAUGUAGAGUGAGAACAACAGGCACUAGAUGCUGAAUAUAAGGGUGCUCUUAUAGCAUAGAUGUAGAGUGAGAACAACAGGCACUAGAUGCUGAAUAUAAGGGUGCUCUUAUAGCAUAGAUGUAGAGUGAGAACAACAGGCACUAGAUGCUGAAUAUAAGGGUGCUCUUAUAGCAUAGAUGUAGAGUGAGAACAACCGGCAGUAGAAGUCCUCAUCUUCCUUCAGGUGUUGGUUGAGAGAUCUAUCCCUCCAGUUCUAUGACUCCUGUGGGGAUUAGUGAGCGCUUUCUAUUUGAAGCACAAGAGGGCAGCAGUGACCCCUGUAAAAUGGUGCACUGAUACACACAGACACCAACUCUCACUUACACACACACACACACACACACACACACACAAAGCUCCUGUCAUCCAGCCAGCACAGCUCCUGUCAUACAGCCUUACUGCUUUAAACGACCGAAGCAUGGCCGCCAAAGUCUGGUCCUUCCAAUGACCACAGGCAGCACGGGCCACGCAAGCCCUUUAUCCUGAAACUGGAGACAUUGAUGGGAAUAGUGUGUGGACAGAAAUGCACUCCUAAACACACUGGUGCUUUCCCUACACAUGUUGACACACAAAGGGCUCAGUCAGUGAGUCCUGCUUUUGCCUGGUGCUGUUAUUCGUUUUGAAGCAGAGCAAGGUUUGUCUCUAUGCACACACUGUCACGACAGAGCCAGUAAAUCCUUAUUCACCAAUCAUGGCUGCCUCUGCAUUGCUUGCGUGAGCCUGAGCCUGCUUGGGGCUCACUUUUGAGAUGAGAAAUCUUGGUGCUUAUGAAGUUUUCGAGAUAGAGCUCUCUGUACCUCAACGUUGCCGAGAGACUGGUCAUGGUUGCAAAAAGCUACAAACACACACACAGGCACCAGGUCAGAGGAACAUGAUGAAUAUUAGUCCAGAUUCCCCAUGUGCUCUACAAACUCAUUUUAAUCCACUUUUUUUAUUAUUUAUUACAUGAUAAUGAUGAUGAUGAUUGUUGUUAUUGUUUUUUUGUUUUGUUAUAGCUAAUAGAAAUUGUACAUACAGAAGAAAAUAUUUUAUAAAAGCACUUUUAAUCUUGAUUUCAUUGAGAGAAAAAGAGAACAGAUUAUUGACAACUUGAAGCUUACUUUUUUAAACUUUUUUUUUCUCUUUUUUUCAAGAGAUAAAAAAAAAUGUACAUAUUUAAAAUAUUUAGGUAAGAUUAUUUAACUGUUGAGGGAUAAUGACUAAAUCAUAAAUGAUUCCAGGCUUUUUAGUCCAGUCAGUUUGCCAGACAGCCUUUAGUAACAGAAAACAACUCAGUGAUUUCCAAUGUGUUGUUAUGUCUGUAGAUGUAUACUCAAUACUGCUGUCCUGAUUUCAUAAGUACUGUACUACACGAUACCUCUGACAGCAACCAACCAGCCACCCUUCCUUCAUGAGAAAAGAUUGACGUAAUCAGUAAUCAGGCCAUUUAUAAGCCAGAGUAUGAUAUCUAGCCAUUCCACACUGAGAACCAAUGAGAAACAAAGUAUUCCUUGUUUUUUAACACAAGAAUCAAACAGUUGCCGAAUCAAAGUUGUCAGAAGUGCUUGUAUGAGAGAACUCUAGUGACAGAGGUGAGGUGUAGCCCCAGCAAUCUGUCUUGUCCAUUGUGUUAGACUGAGGUAACUUGUUUUUAAUGUGGUAUUAUCAAUGAUAGUGAUUUUAACAGUAGUAAAAGAUGUAACAGUAAUGGAGAACCAUGACAACUUAACACUUGUAGUACCAGACUGAAGGUACAGUGUAUUAAUGGAAGACACCAGAUAAUAACUGGUAGUUUAGUUUGUAAUAUCUUUUGUUGGUUGUUGUAGAUUGUCACAGACAUGACCAACAGGACUUUGACUAAUUUAGGGACCUGGGGAAUAUGGCUAUUCUAUUCCCACCGUAAGAACAAACUCCCCCUUUAAUAACGUCAAUGCAUGAUCGACACAUAGUUAUGAUGAUUCAGUCAUAUUUAUGAUCUAUGUAAUAAUGGGUGCUGAUCAUAUAUACUGCAUAUUAAUAUUUCAUUUGUACACAAUUUUUUGGGAGGCUAAUGCUAUGGUGCUACUCCCGAACUUCACUGUGGGGGGGGGGGGAGACAUGAUUUAUAUCACUGAUAUUUUUCUGAGCUCUUAGAAUGAUAAGAUAAACUAUUUCUUUGAAUAUUGCAGUUUCAAUAAUGGAACUACUCCGGUGCUGAUUUAAUGGGAAUUUCCCAUUCAUGUUCAAGGUAAUAAAAAAAGAAGAAACCUGUUGAAUUGAACUACUCACACAGUUCAUACACAACGUUUGUUAAUCCUAUGUCCACAUAAGCUACUUGAAAAGGGACUCUAUUCUCGCUUUAACUGGUAUGGGGAUUGAAGAAUCAUAAUAUAUUGAAGUGAACAGACUGUUAUCUUCAUUAGAAACUUGGUGCAGUGUAUGUGCUGGAAGCUGUUAUACAUGACUCUUUUGGGUAUGUUGUAAAUUUUUAUGGUGAUGGGAGAAUGUUAAGAUAUUGGAACAACGAGCAUACUCCCCUACGUUUCUCACAGGUUGGCAUUUAUUGAGAUUACUCAUGUACUGGAGGCAGCUCUGCAGGGUGUUCAUUAGCUUGCACAGCCACAAAGUCAUAAAAUCUGAUUUUAAACCUGACCUUAUCCCUAACCUUAACCACACUGCUAACCCUAAUGCAUAAAUAACCCUUACCUAAAUUGAAGACCAAAAAGCAAAUGUUUGUUUUCAAACAUUACUACGAUAUAGCAAAUUUUGACUUUGCAGCUGGCCCAUCUAGCGGAAACAGCUCAAUUCUGCAUCCAGGGCAAGACUUAUGACAAUAAACCCCAACCUGCAUGUUUCUCCCUCAUAGACGUAUUUACUUACAUACUUAUACACUCGCUAACUCCUUACCUAUACACACUUCACAUAUUUUCCAUUUUUAUCUCAUACUUUGUCUUUCUCUCCUCUCUCUCUCUCUCUCUCUCUCUCUCUCUCUCACACUCCCCCCCCUCACACACACACAAAUAUUAUCAGGAUGUAUAAUCUGCUCUCAGUACUGAUCUUCAUUGAUCACCCCAUCUGCCCACUCUUCCAAGCUGGACUCAAUCUGGGCUCAGGCUUAUAUCCUGUCCCAAAUAAACAAAACAUCACAUCUGGCAGCUACAUUCCUUUUUGAGUUUAAAGAUUGUUCAUGGUUCUAUUUUUUCAUGUCAAGUAUGCAGUAUGUAAAAAAAAAAAAAAAAAGAUUGGUUUCUUUGUUUUUGUUCAGUCUCUCUUUGUAGCUGUAUGGUGUACUAUGUGAAUACAUAAUGUAUGUGGUACAACCCACAAUAUUGUUUUAUGUUGCGAGAUAAUAAAAAAU
Messenger RNA from Oncorhynchus kisutch (coho salmon), 11035 nucleotides. RefSeq names its product methylcytosine dioxygenase tet3-like. NCBI's taxonomy places the organism in Eukaryota, Metazoa, Chordata, Actinopteri, Salmoniformes, Salmonidae. Bases 472 to 6513 code for a protein of 2013 amino acids. Gene Ontology annotation, molecular function: zinc ion binding; DNA binding; DNA 5-methylcytosine dioxygenase activity. Gene Ontology annotation, cellular component: nucleus. Gene Ontology annotation, biological process: chromosomal 5-methylcytosine DNA demethylation, oxidation pathway; positive regulation of transcription by RNA polymerase II. The transcript has 11 exons. The record is from RefSeq and is a predicted model, not a curated record.